AUUCUGAGUGGGGUGCCUCGGUAUCUCUGCGUGUGAAAGACCGAAUGUACGACAUGUCGGCGGGGAAUUUUGCUCUAUAGCCAGACGUAGAAUAUUAGAAUAUUAAGAAAUAAAAAUAACAGACAAGAGCUCACCUUGAAUCGUGUAAUGGGAGGUCAGAUAACUCGAAAUACCUUGUACGAUACUCUGGGUGGUCCGUUUCCCGUUUCCUCACACCGAUGUCACCACAAGCCCAAACGCUGCCUCUCCAGCCUGCCGUGUUCUGGCUCUGCCCUCCCGGCCAGCCCCCUGCUCUUCCACCCCAACGCCAAGGGCUCCCAGAUCGUCAUGGACCUGUCCCAGAGGGCCGUCAAGAGGCAGUCCAGCUUCUGCAAUGCCAUCACCUUCAGCAACCGCCCCGUGGCUCCCUACGAGCAGGUCAAGCUCAAGAUCACCAAGAAGCAGUCAUGCUGGAGCGGAGCCCUAAGGCUGGGCUUCACCACCAAGGACCCAUCCCGCAUCAACCCUGACAGCCUGCCCAAAUAUGCCUGCCCCGACCUGGUGUCCCAGAACGGCUUCUGGGGCAAGGCCCUGCCCGAGGAACUGGCCAAUGAGGGGAGCGUCAUCGCCUUCUGGGUGGACAAGAAGGGCCGCGUCUUCUACCGCGUCAACGACUCGGGCCCCAUGCUGUUCUUCAGCGGGGUCCACACCGCCGGGCCCCUGUGGGCCAUGAUCGACGUCUACGGCCUGACCAGGGCGGUGCUCCUGCUUGGAAGUGAGGUCAUGCAGCCGAGCUCUCUGCGGCCGCGGCCCUUCGCCGCGGUGCGCAUGUCGUCCCUGCGCAGAGACGCGGACGAGUCGCGGCUCUCCGUCAGCCUCUGCGACCUCAGUGCGGAUGAGGAGCAGCUGCGCCUGGCGGCGGCCUUCCCCGUGCCGCAGAACUCUCUCAACUCUCAGCGGUCCGUCCUGCUCCCCCCGCAGCUGGAGGGGGACCUCCGCUUCCACAGCCUCCGCGGGGCCCACCUGCGGCCGCUGGACGAGCAGACGGUGGCGGUCUGCGGGAGCAGCCGCGAGGAGCGGACGCUGGCCUUCACCGAGCGGCCGCUCCGCACCGGGGAAACGGUCUUCCUCAAAGUCACCGCCAGGCCUAGCCCCGCCCGCCCCCGCUCCCUCUCCUACGGGGUCACCACCUGCGACCCCUCCGCCCUCCGGCCCGGCGACCUGCCCUCCAGCCCUGAGGCCCUGGUAGACCGCAAGGAGUUCUGGGCUGUGUGCAGGGUGCCCGUGGCCCUGCACAGCGGGGACAUCCUGGGAUUUGUAGUCAACGCCGAGGGAGAGGUCGCUCUCAGCCACAACGGGAGGAACGCUGGGAUGCGGGUGUGCGUGGACAACUCCCGCCCUCUGUGGAUGUUCUUCAGCCUCCACGGAGCCGUCACACAGCUGAGGAUUCUGGGUUCGGCUCAGCUCGGUGACCUCCGGGGGCCGUCCAGCCCCGGGACCCCCAACUCCACCCCCAACACCCCCACAGGAACGUGCAGCUUUGAGCCCGCCCUCAACGGAAGCUGUCCUGGGGCUUUGAUUCUGCCUUACUGUAACUCCGCAGGGACGACUCCCAGCUCGCCCGUCAGUCUCUCCGAGUCCUCCUCCUUCCCAUCAGCCCCCGGGUCCUGGAGCGACGAGUGCACGAUCUGCUAUGAGAACAUGGUGGACGCCGUGAUCUACUCCUGCGGGCACAUGUGCCUGUGCUACACCUGCGGCCUGAAGCUGAAGAAGAUGUCCAACCCCUGCUGCCCCAUCUGCAGGAGGGCGGUCAAAGACAUCAUAAAGACCUACCGCAGCACGUAGGGCGCCUGGGCUCACUCUGGGGAAAGCUGCUCGCUCCAUGGUACCUGCGAGGUCACGCGGGGGUCGCAGCCGUCCAAUCGAGGUCCGCGUCGUGUCUUGCAGGCUCAGCCAUCGCCGAAACCACUUACACUCUUCCAGGAGUAAAACCACGUGAUGUUCUUCUCGCCAGGGUUCAGAGACCUAAGACAUCGGCCAGGCGAAUGGCAGGACCGAUGGGGUGAAUUAUCAGUCUGUUGUCAAGCAGGCCUGAGAGUGGAGUGGACCUCGCCUUUUAAUGGAAUUCAUUUCUGUUGAUCUUUAGGUUCUUGUUGUGCCUGGGUCAAGGCGAUGAGAGAACAUUUUUUCACUUGUUGUUUUGUUUUCUUCCAAAACCGUUCCAAUGCAGUUGGUAAGGGCCUUGGAGAGAUAGUAAUGAAAUGUUUAUUUGUGUUUUUUUUAUGAUAUUUUUCCUCCAGAACCGCUUGGCAAUUGCUUUCUAUGCUGUAUGGUGUAACCUCUGCUUUUGUGUGUGAUUUGUGUUGACUAGUCCUGGCAGCAGAUUGAACAUGGACUCCACAGUGAACAACGCUAAAAGUGACUGAGUUGUUUGCGUCCUCACCAUGGAGUGCAGGUCUGUUUGGACCUGUAGUGAAAGAUGGACUUGCAGUAUGAAAGAAAAAAAGCUUACUUUUCUAUAUUAUGUAUGAUACACAGAUGAAAUGAUGGGGGACAUUGUUCCCUUCCUGUUAUUUAUUAUUUUUUGACAUACAUGCUAAUACAUUCAGAUCUGCAGGAACAGAAUGUGCAUUGAAUUUGUUCCCUCAACAGGACACCCGCUUUCUAUUGUGCACCAGGGCUGGGGUUAGGGCAUUUCAGUUCAGUAAAUUCACAAAAUUAAUAGAGAAAUUUCUAUAGAACAUCCCGGGCCUUUUUCAGUGUGUUUCCAGAAUGAACUGAAUUGAAAUGGAAUUGGCCCCAAAUGUGUUGUAUACAGAUUUUAUUCUGUCAUUCGUCACUGGGUGUGAGGACAAGAGCCCUCACAAACUAACAGCAGUAUACAGACACACACAGAGGGAGUCACAGUAUUGACCGCAAAGACUUAAUGGAAACAUGUUAUCACAGGGGUCUAUGGCACUUGUGUAUACAAAUCACCACUACUAAUACCAGUACCUUAUCAGUUCUAAGACUGGCAAGCUGUUAAAAUGUGGAUUAGAUUUGUGCGGCAGCUGCAAUGUAAUCAAGGAAGGUGUUUUAAGAAUCCCAUAGGGUUUGGGCCGAUUCCAAUUUCAAUUCAGGAAAUUAACAGAAAUCCAGUUGAUGAAGUGAAAAAUGGCCGCUAAUGUUCUACAAGGUUUUUACAACUUAUGAACUAAAUUGUCUAAAUUGGAAUGGAAUUGACCUAAACCACAGAAUCUCUCUGGCCCUUUUUUACUAUAGACACAUUUUUUGAAAGCAGCGUGACACCGUGACAUUACCCGUGCUAGCAUGCUAGCGCUCAGGGGCUGUCCAUCGUACGCCGGUGUCACCGAGACGGUCGUCAUGCCGACACAACGCAGACCUGACUUGUGACGUCACGCGACUCACCCGAUACAUAGUCCAGAGACGGUACCGCGCCUGUGUUUAACGUGCCGCUGCUUCGGUGUAAAUUAAACGCCGUUCCCGAGUUGACAGUACCCUCUUUCAUGUGUGAAGGCUCACCUCCUGUCCGACUGAGGCUGUGGUAGAAUGCCUCCAGGUCAGUGUUCCUGCUGUUCCAAAAGAGCGUGAACAAGACAGGAGAAGGGAUUAUCUCUUCCACACAUUUCUCCUCAGCUGUGUUACCGGUUUGCUUGCAACUGUUAACAUUUACAUCCCUGGUGUAAAAUCCAACUAUGAACAGCUUGAAAUGACCUGUUCCAAAUUGGCUAAAUUAGCUAAUUUGUUAAUUAGCUGGUCCAAAACAUAGCUUGAUCUGGUCAAACCACGUUGAGCAUGGAGUCAACCAGCUGUUCCAAAGCCUAGCUUGAGCUGUUAUUGUCAGCAGGGGUUAGACCACAAAAGUGCCAGGAUCCGAUGUCAGCCCAGCAACAACUUAAGCACAAAUGAUCAGUUUUGCUUUGGGGUACGGAUACUUAAACAAACUGCCAGUGUACAUAGGGAUGUGUAGUAUUCUGUCACACAAACUGAAUGAAAAUCUAAAAUUCAGGUUCUACUGAAUGUGGCAACAGUUUAUUGGCAUCUGGAAGAGCAAGUAUGCCUAUGUCUUAAUGAAACAAUGACAAGUCAUUCUUCAGCUCAUUCAUAGAAAGGUACAUGAAGUUAAAUUUUGCUAUUUAGUCUUGUUAUCCAAGAUCUUAAAAGAUGAAACAUUUAAGAAUUAUUUUUAGCUCAUUAUUUGGCUAGAAUAUAUUAAGCCAUAUAUUUAGCCAUAUUUUUGGACAAUUAAGCUAAAUUGCUCUAUGGCUGCAUUUUCUUUCCCUAACAAGAGUAUCAAUGGCGUUGAUAUUGUCAAAGUAUAAUUUUUAAUGGUUGUAAAAGGCAUUUUGUAUUCCACAAACCUCAAUAGAGUGAGGACCAAAGGUCUAAGGACACUAUCAAGUCCUGGUUGUUUUCAUUUUUUGAGGAAUAAUGCAAUCAUAAUACUCCAAUGACACUUCUAAAGAAAACAUUAUUGAGGACAAGGGGAGCUUAUUAGGAUGGAAUUUCCACCACAGUCACCAGACCUGAACCCAAUGGAACAUCUGUGGGAGCAUUUGAAGAGGGAAGAGGCCUCUUCAGUAAUCUUAGCCAAUCAUCUAUGGGAAGUGUUGAGAAAGUUCUGGAUUAAAUGGAAGAUGAGGUGUUGCAUAAGCUGUUGGAAUCAAUGCCAAGCAGAGUGAAGAUGGUAAUAAAGAUUAAAGUACUAACAAUUUUGACCUUUGUUAAAUACCUUAACUCUUUUUUGUCUUGUAUUAUUUAAAAAUGCAUUCUUGAAAUAAGAAUUAUAAAAAGAGUACCAUCACUCUUAGCCCUUGAAAUCAAUGAGUUCAUGGUAGUGUCCUCAGACUUUUGACCCCCACUGUAUAUAGCCCAUAAAAUUGCAAGGACAAUCAGAGAUUGAAGAACAUAAAGCUCUUCAAUUGAAAGCUGCAUUUAUCUGAUCCAUCUUCAGUAAAAUAACACAUUUCUAAAUCUGUAGGUUUCUUUUGGUCAGUUCAAAUAUUUACGCUGUGGUAAAAUCUAAUAGCUGAUGGUCAAGCUCACUCAGACUUGUCUGUGAACAUGUCUACCUUUGCACCUGCGUGAUACUCCAUCUUAAAGUAGUAUGAAUUAUAGUUUCUCAAGAUCAUAAGAGUAAUGUGGUUUACAAGCAUUGCUUAUGAAUCAUCUCAGAUUAAGACUUCUUUGGGCCUCAGAGCGUGUAACAGAAUCGGCUCCUAAUUACACUCCUGAGAAGACAUUACUGAAGGUGCUGUGCAGGGAGAAACAGCUUCAUGUCAUGGAAAAUGAAAUAGCUUUAGGGUUUAAACUACGCUGCUAACCAUUUGUCAUGUUCCAGUGCUGAUGCAUACAUUUUCCUGAACACACAGACAUGCUGCUGCUAAUUGCUAAUUCAUAACAGAAUGUAGAAUUUAUGGUCUUUUUUAUAAAAGUGUAUUGUACUGUAAUUACUGCAGUAGUUUCAAAUAAUUGACUUUAUUGUGCCUCUUUGUCAUGUGAAAGACUGCUCGUUAUCUUACAGUACAAAUGGUUUCUAUCUACCCAUUUUAAAUAUUCUUUCCCAAUAAUUAAAUCAAUGUUAACCUUUUUUGGAAAGCCUGCAAACAUGUUUUGUUCUGAACACAGUACACAUAUACAUUACAUUCUGUACAAGGUUAUGAUUAUUUAUUGUCUUGAUGUAUUACUGUGUACUGUCUACUGUGUUAAACGUCGCAAUUCAUGUGUGAAUUGAAUUUUCAAAAGAGACAGUCCUUGGAAAAAAAGUGGCCCAAGGUGAAUGGUAAAAAAAAUCCUGACAACAUUUUAGAGCAUAAUAGAUUAUAGCCAGCCCUACUGCCAGUCCUAUCAUUCAACAAUGACCAACAUGCUCUAGGAUCAAACCAACGACUGCAAAGCCAGCAUUUAUACUCUCUCUUCAAACCAAAAUCUGCCGAAUCCGGUCGGGUCGAUUGUGGCUCCAUCAUCCUUGCGUCGCUACUCAGAUUUCGCAGUACGACAGACUCACCCAUUGUUUAUUUAAGAAAUAGCUUUGACUGAACUGCUUGUAAAUCCUGUUUUCUGGUUGAGUGCAAUGAAUGUGUCUGUCAAUAAAGCGAUCGGGUUGCGUUUCAACCGUGCUUCACCUCAA
Messenger RNA from Conger conger (European conger), 6109 nucleotides. RefSeq names its product E3 ubiquitin-protein ligase NEURL1-like. The transcript has 6 exons. The coding region runs from base 148 to 1824 and encodes 558 amino acids. Gene Ontology annotation, molecular function: ubiquitin protein ligase activity. The record is from RefSeq and is a predicted model, not a curated record. Lineage: Eukaryota; Metazoa; Chordata; Actinopteri; Anguilliformes; Congridae. Gene Ontology annotation, biological process: negative regulation of Notch signaling pathway; nervous system development. Gene Ontology annotation, cellular component: plasma membrane; postsynaptic density.